AUGGCUGACAAGAACGUCAUUGCUGCCACAAAUGGCUACGCGGAGGGCCCCGUUACUACCUACCGUGCUGGCGAGAUUAUUCCUAUUCGUUUCUGGAACUUUGAAAUUAAGGACUAUAUGAAGUUCCCUCCGCCCAGAAGCCUGGCCCAGGCGCGCCAUGGCGGUGGCGCCUGCGAGUUCUCACUUUCAUAUGAUGGUGGCAAGACCUGGAAGUUCUACCAUCACUGCGCGAACAUUAUCGUCAACGGUGAUAAAGACGGCCACUUGCCCGAGCUAGAUAUGACUGUGGUUAAUGUUGCCCAGAGACAUCGGAAGAUAAACGUCCAUGCCAAAGGCGAUCAACGCUCUGAUAGGUCCUCAGGUCCCAACCGUCGCGAGAGGAUUCUUAACACCAAUGGAUUUUACGCCUAUGGUGGCCAAGCUGGUAAGCAUGGCAUCGAUCUCGGCCUGGUCGGCACUUAAAAAAGACCGAGCGCGUUAAGACUCCAAUAUUUUAUACUGUCCAUUGCUGAUCUGGAUGAAGCCCAUAGUACUUCUAUCUCUCGAUUCACAUCGCUGAUGGCGUGGCUACAAAAAGACGUCAGAGGAGAGAUUGUGACAAUAAAGAUCGAAAGAGCACUAUGCUCCUUCUUGUGCUAAACGCGAGAUGAAUGUCCAUGGCACCUGUUUAUUUUCC
Messenger RNA from Gamsiella multidivaricata, 676 nucleotides. RefSeq lists its product as uncharacterized. The record is from RefSeq and is a predicted model, not a curated record. Lineage: Eukaryota; Fungi; Mortierellomycota; Mortierellomycetes; Mortierellales; Mortierellaceae. Bases 1 to 462 code for a protein of 153 amino acids. The transcript is spliced from 3 exons.